GGCCGGGCGGGGCGGCCGCGACCCUCCGAGCUCCCCCUCUCCCAGCGCGGCCUGGCCGGGCUCGCCGCUCCCCUCGGGCCUGGCGGGGUCACCUUCAUGGGCGGGCGGUAGCGCGGGGCCCGGCGGUGCCCGGUGAAGCAGGGGCCGGAGGCGGCGGAGCCCGGGACGAUGUUCGUGCAGGAGGAGAAGAUCUUCGCGGGGAAGGUGCUGAGGCUCCAUGUGUGCACCAUGGAGGGCGCCGAGUGGCUGGAGGAGGUUCCCGAGGACACCACGGUGGAGAAGCUGAAGGAGCGGUGCCUGAAGCACUGUGUACCUGGGAGCUUGGAGGAUCCAAAAACUGUGACACACCAUAAGUUGAUACAUGCUACUUCUGAGAAGGUGCUGACAGACACAAAAACAGUGUUGGAGGAAAACAUCCAGGACAGAGAUGUCUUGCUUUUAAUAAAGAAGCGUGCACCACCUCCCCUCCCCAAAAUGGCAGAUGUGUCAGCAGAGGAGAAGAGGAAACAAGAGCAGAAGGCUCCCGAUAAGGAUGCCAUUCUCAAAGCAACUGCAAAUCUGCCCUCUCGCAAUGUAGAUCGCACCGUGGCCCAUCACAACAUGAGGGACUUUCCUUUCUUGCAGUUCCAGACAGAGCUCCGGAAGAUCUUAGUGUCUCUGAUAGAAGUCGCACAGAAAUUGCUGGCGCUGAACCCAGAUGCAGUUGAACUAUUUAAGAAGGCAAAUGCCAUGCUGGAUGAGGAUGAGGAAGACAGAGUGGAUGAGAUAGCUCUGCGACAGCUCACAGAAAUGGGGUUUCCAGAAAGCAGAGCUGUCAAAGCCCUUCGAUUAAAUCAUAUGUCGGUGACACAGGCCAUGGAGUGGCUGAUAGAACACGCAGAUGACCCCGCUGUGGAUGCUCCGCUGCCAGGCCAGGCUCCCUCAGAAGCCGCAGCCGAAGCUGGUGCAGCCUCCGCUGAAGCGACUGCGGGGCCCAGUUCAGAAGCGGGUGAGGAGGAGGCCAAGGAUGAGCUGACAGAAAUAUUCAAGAAGAUCCGGAGGAAAAGAGAGUUUCGUCCAGACCCACGAGCUGUCAUUGCCCUGAUGGAGAUGGGGUUUGAUGAAAAAGAAGUGGUGGAUGCACUCAGAGUAAACAACAACCAGCAAAAUGCGGCCUGUGAAUGGCUGCUGGGAGACAGAAAACCUUCUCCAGAGGACCUGGAUAAAGGCAUCGACACCAACAGCCCUCUCUUCCAAGCCAUCUUAGAAAACCCAGUGGUACAGUUAGGGCUGACCAACCCAAAAACUCUACUAGCCUUUGAGGACAUGCUUGAAAACCCCUUGAACAGCACUCAGUGGAUGAACGAUCCCGAAACGGGGCCCGUCAUGCUACAGAUCUCGCGAAUCUUCCAGACGCUGAACCGCACGUAGAGGGGAGCGCCGGUCACGGUGCCGCUUCCGACUGUCCCCCUGCCACCCCCUCCUCACCGGGAGGGCGCACGGGCCGUUUGGGGAGGGGGCAGGUCCUGCCCGAGGGGGCCACUGGCACCAGAGCUUAUGUAGUUACGGCCAACUGAAGUUCAUUGCCUUGUGGAUUUAGUGUUAGUGGAAGAGGUUUGAAGACUCGUUUAUGUUUUCAGGUGUUAGGUUUAAAAUAAAGUAUAUUAAAAAAAAAUAGGAAAAGGUUUUGUGAAAACAGGAAUCUGAUUGUUGGGAAGAAAUAUGACAAUGCUUGUUCAAAAAGCCUGUGACGGUGGUUUUCUAGCCAGAUUUGCUAGUGUCUGGCUGGUGUUUACAAAAGGUCGCUGACCACUAGCAUAGGAUAUUAAUCAUCUCCAUACAGUAUUAAUUUAUGACUAUAUCAAACUAUAAUUUUUUUAAAAAUGAAUUCUUAGGAAAUGGUUUUUUUAAAGUCCAAAUAUUGGGAGAGCAAACACAUUUCUAUCCAAACUUGUUUAUCUUGCGUUAUAAUUUAAAGAGAAUGAUUCAGAGAUGGAAGUCUUUUAAUAAAUAGCAUCACUUUUUCCUAUUUCUUCUCCGCGUUAGUGUCGUUGCAGUCCCGCAGCGGUUGUGCUUGCAGGAGAUGCUCUGUCGCCGCGUUAAAGAUGCGGCGUCUCUGUCUCGACAGGACUUGGAUUGUCAAGUAGGCUGCAGUUCAUACUCCGCCGUAUCCUCGCACAAGGAGGGAUAUAUUCACAUAGUGUUUUUUUUCCAUUUUCAUGUGCACGGUUUUGGAAAGGGAGACCCGUGGAGUUUGACUUUGUUUCAAACUGUUUACAAAAAAGCAACUCCUUUGCAUGGAUUUUUCAUUGGUGGUCUGUAAAGAAGCAGAACCGCUUCGGUUUUUAUCUUGUUUGACAUAUUUAAAAGCACGCUUGAAAUUAUUAUCUUAUUUGAGGUAGAAGUGGGUUUUUUAACACUUAUUUUUACCUUGGAAAUACCCAGGAUGUCAGGUUGCGUCUUUCCUAUUUUGUCAGAAGACUGACUUGAGAUUUCAGACAGGAGUUGGGAGCUUUUAGGAGCAGAACUCGCUCUGAAUAUCCAGCUGUUUUUUAUGGCUCUGCAGAUGUUACUUUUUAAAGUUGGAAUGAAAAUGAUUUUGAUUUUCAAAUGAAUGAAAUAGGAUUGACAUCUGUCACGAUCCCUGCCAUGGCUGCUGUGUUUUGGAAGGGCGGGUUGGGCAAGAUCUGUCUCUCCAAAAUGCAGAGUAACCAGCUGGAGACCCUGUCCCUAAAUAGCACGAAGGUUUGUGUCACGUAUGGACCCUGAGUAGCUCCGUGAGUCACCUCUAAGUGUGGGAUUUUUGUGUGUGCGGUUGGCUUUUUAAACAAAAAUACAACAAGAUGCAACCCGAAACCCUACGACAAGUUUUGGCCUGAACUUGGCAUCCAACCUGGGCUGUUGUGCAGUCAAAGCACUGAAGUUGCCAAUUUCACAUAAUUAACGUGAAGGGCGGGGAAAUCAAAUCAGCAUGAGAUUUUAUCUUGACUUACUAUCCCAGGAUUUGGGUUUUUUGUUACCUGUAAUUUUACAUUAAGCUUCACACUUCAUGACUGCUGGAAUAUUUACUUCCAUGUUUAGAAACGCCAGGCUUCAGAGAGAUGCUGCCUCUGAGUGUAACAGGCAGGAACCUGAUCCUGCAGCCCAGCGAGUUCAGCACGACCGCUCAUGAGCAGCUGUGACUGAAUGUUGUGGUGCUCUGAAAGGUUUUGGUUAUUUUGUCCUUAUUUUUUCUUACUCCCUGAAGCUUUUUGCCACUAAUACUACCAGAAGAUGCUACUACUUGAAGCUCUUAAUGUUAGAGGCACAUGUCCCUCUCUAGCCAACCAGGAUUCCUGUGAAUGUUCCUUUUAAUGAGGGUUUUUUAGAAGACAAAGCCGGGAAAAACUCACCUCUAGUUUCGUGGGGAUUUUUUGGCUUCUGAAUUAAUCAGGAUCCGUUCAGACUUAGCAAAUAGAUUCUUUGGUUGCAGUCUUGGUCUUAGAAGAACGUGGCGGCUCGUUGAAAUGCUUCUGUUGAGUUCAGUAAUGCUUUUGUGAGGAAGAACUACUCGUACAAGUGUGGAUUUUCAGGUUCCAGUCCUGCGCUGUUGAGGUUAUAACUAGCAAAGACGUGUCAUAUUUAGGUGUCUUAUAACAUGGUCAAGGGAAUAUUUGGCAAUCUGGGAAAUCAAGAAGUAAAUGGGGCUCUGGGUGGCUCAUAGGGCGCAGUGACUGUUUCUUGCAGUUCCAGCUCUUUGCCCCAUCGGUUGAUACAAUCUUCUGCCUUUUGAUGUUACGUGACUCUUGAAAGCUGACUAGUUAUUUAUUUAAAUGUAUGUAACUUAUAAUUUUGUCACCAAAACACUGAUAUUUUAAACAGAAAUGUACUAUAUGGAUGUUUGUUCUCAGGGCUUCAUAUUUAUGCUCUCCAGAUAGGGGGAUGCAGCUAAAGGGUUUGUAUUUGGAAAAAAGAAGUGCCAGUGGCCGCUUUACACCUUGGACCUUGAUUGUCCUGACCCGAGAGCCUGAGCUUGCGGAGCCGUCCUGAGAAACCCCUGGUGUCUGGUCCCCCUGCUGCCCCGUCUCUCCUUGUGAGCAGUGCUGAGUCUUCCUCCAAGGCCGCUUUGUCCCUCCGGACACGGUCACAGCAGAUUACCCAGCUGCUGCAGAGUUUGCUGAUCUUUACACCGUUUCAGGGACGAUUCCGUCCUCCGUGCAGCUGGAAAAUGAACGUGCGCGGUUCCCAAAGCAGCAGCAGCGCGCUCCUGCUCUGGGGAUGGUGCGAGAUUUGCUCUGCAAGAGCCCCAAAACUCCGGCUCGUUCCCGCUGUUGGCUGCUCGCAGCCACUGUCACGGACCUGCCCCAGAAACUUGGCUUCUGGAGAUUUGUCUUCAUAUCCAAGAAACAUUCAAGUGGUUAUUUAAAUCCUUUUUAGUUGGGACUGUUACAAUUUAUUUCUUUUUGUUUUAGGUAUUGUGCUUCAUGGGCUGAGGAUGUUUUAAUGUAUUUUGGAAGUUGUUUAAAUAAGCAUUGCAGCAAACGAAUGUAUCGGAACGCUGUCAGCAGAUGUUCCCUGUGGAAGAGACGGAGGUUACCGGUGGUCUCUGCUUCAGUGGCGAUUUUACGAAAGCAGCGUACCCAGGAUAGCGAGUGUUUUGAAAAGUAAAUACCCCACAUUUCUACUUUUAAUAAAUAGCAUUUUUAUCAGCUAGCAGCAUAGCAGCACUUGCAGCUGCGUGUUUCCAUCCCAUCGUAGGUCCUUGUGCUUUGAGACAUCAGCAAACCACUGGCUGUGUCCUCCUCCCUGGGCUCAUUGUUCUCCUGUGGGGUCGUGGUGCUGUGGGACGGGGGUGACAGGGGUCGUGGUGCUCUGGGACGGGGUGACCGUCCCCACCUGCCCGCAGAGGACACAGCAAGCGAGCGGGUGUCUGUAUCUGUCUGUGAACGUGCUCUCAUGGUGGUUGUUCUCACCCGCAUCUGACACGUAGGUUUAACAAAAGGGGUUUUUAAGGACACCUCGCCCUAGGUUUGAAGAUCUUCAACACAGACCCUGUUUGCGGCAUGUGGACGUCAAUAAAUGUAAAUGCAUCUAAUUCUUACUGAAUUUGGGUAUAGUUUUGUAUUAUGCUCUGGGGAGAGGGAAGAAUUUGGGUCGUAUUUCAACUAAGCCCCACAAAACAAAGUGUCUUUGUUGCAGCAGGUAACAGAGGCUUGUAGAGAUUUUUAAUUUGCAUAUUUUUUAUCAUCAUUUAAUGAACUGUACAAGAAUGUGAUUUGCCUAUCCAGCACUUAGCACGGGGCAGCACUGGUAAAAUGACAUUGCAAGGUACUGAGCGAACACUUUUCAUUUCACCUGUGUGUUAAAUAAUUAGGCCCAGCGUAUGAUGAUUUUGACGUGACACUGGCGUGUGGCAUGCACAGCUGUUCCUCAGAUGUAACAUUAACUUCAUGAAGCUUAACUAGGGUGGACGUCACGGAGCCUGUGGAAUUCAGGGUUCAUUCUGGACACGAGUGGGUCCCCGACCUCUCCCUGAGUGGGAAAACCCGCAGGUUUUGUCCCCGAGGCAAAAACAAGCAAUCAAAACCCAAACAGGAAAUGCUACUAAUUUGUUACCCUUUUAAGCGGUUGCUGUUGUCUCCUGAAGGGUAUUCUUGAGGUUUUAGGCAAAGCCAUCUGUUCAGACUGAAAUCAUUAUGUGCCUGUAGCGUGUGGAGAAGUCAGACCCAGGAAUGAGACCAGAAUGAACGCUGAGCUCCAAACCUGCUCGCACACACAAGACACUGAUGUUACGUGUGUUGUAAAUUUAUAAUAUAUCUCAAAAAUAAAGUUUUUUGAUUUAUUACAA
This is a messenger RNA of Columba livia (rock pigeon), 5806 nucleotides long. RefSeq names its product UBA domain containing 1 (gene UBAC1). The coding region runs from base 169 to 1410 and encodes 413 amino acids. Gene Ontology annotation, molecular function: protein binding. Gene Ontology annotation, cellular component: ubiquitin ligase complex. The record is from RefSeq and is a predicted model, not a curated record. The transcript has 10 exons. NCBI's taxonomy places the organism in Eukaryota, Metazoa, Chordata, Aves, Columbiformes, Columbidae.